CUUUCACCUCCAAUAAUAUUUACGUACUGAAAACGUAAACAAAACCCUUGACCUCAUUCCCCAAAUCAAACACUAAAUACACUUUUAUCCGGAACCAUCCCAACAUCAAUGUCACUCUACACCUGCCCGCAUCAACCUCGGGGCAUGCGCCGGCGCAUCUAUAUAAACCCUCGAAGCGUUUAAAACCGUUUAGUUCGCCGCAGACAGCGCGCGAGUAAACACGUAUCGUGUGUUGCAGAAUGUGCGCCGCUAUAGACAUGUUGGCGUCCGAGCAAAUGUUCUACGGCCACAGUCCGCCAGCCGGUUUCUUAACAGAUUAUUCGGCACCAGUUAGGAGACCAACGAAAUUAACAACUCGAGGAUUUUCUGCACCCACGUUGACAGCGCUCAAGCCUGUACAGCUGACGUUGAAGACUGCGCCUAGGAGCUGCAUACGGCUGUCAACAGAGAAGAAAAAGAAACAUGUUGUGUUUGCGGAUGAUAGAGGGUUGGCUCUUGAACAAGUGAAGUUUAUGACGGAACCUUCGCACGUCCCACCAUACUGGGCACUCAAGGUUGUAGCCAGCCCUCCAACAGAAAGAAAACAACCAGAACGAGUGGAAGACACUUGGGAUAUAAGAUUUGCCCAACCCGCGUCAGAUUAUUUGGAAUUUAGAAGAAGGAUAACAGAGAACUGUGUGGCGUUAGAAAACGUUAUUGUGAAGCAGAACGAAGGUGCCGUUGAUGGUACCGUCAAAGUGAAGAAUAUAGACUUCGAAAAGGAGGUCUUCGUGCGAGCCACAUCCGAUGGAUGGAGGACGCAAGAAGACACGUUCUGUGCGUUUGUGGAAACCGGACCAUUGAGUAAGAACGGUGUCUCAAUAUAUGACACGUUUGGCUUCAGAUUGCAGCUGCCAAUACAUUCUAGGAGAUUGGACUUCUGUGUCAGUUUUCGGUGUGGGGGCAAAGAGUAUUGGGAUAAUAAGAAUGGAGAGAACUACACGAUAGAGAAGUCGUCAGUGAGGAAGACGCCGGCUAUAUCGUGCGCAAGGAUAAAAUACGGGAAUUCCUGGAGCAGGUCCGAUGCAGGGCAUACUCCGUACUGGUGAAAUGUGGUAGUGACUAUAAUGUGUUCUGUUUUUGGAAGCAUUCUGUGCUCAUAGCUCAUGAAGUAUGGUAAGUAGACGGCAUAGUGUAAUAAAUGACCAGGAUCUCACUCUAUGAGGAGAUUUCUUUUCUAAGAAGCAAAUGAAAUGGAAUUGUCGAUUUACAAUUUUACAGGAUCAUAUCAUAAAAGACGUUAUUAUGUGAAAAUUAAACAUGAUUUAAAUGCAUGAUGGGAAGGAAAUUAUGAAAUAUUAUUUAUAGAAUUUAAGAUAGGUACAUUAAUUAAAAGACCCUGGCGCCAUGUUGAGGUUUUGAAAGGUCGUCUUAAUACUUCCGUUGAUAAUGUCUUAUCACUUAAUUUAGUUUGAUCAGUAAAGUUCAACAAAUGGUUGUAAAAACGUUAAUUACUAUUAUUUAUCUUAUCUGUGAUAAACAAAGAAAGUUGUUUGUUGCUAGCAACUUUUAUCAGUACGGAAUUUAUAUUUAUCGAUCAUUUGAAAAAACGUAUUAGAUUCCAUAAAAAAUAUUUAUACAGUUGUUAUCCUGAAAAGAUAAUAACUGCUAUAAUCUCACUUAAUAUGGAAAAUUUAAAAUACAAUAUACCUACCUAGUUUCAUCAAACUUUAACUAAUUAGAAAUACGAACUUUAA
Messenger RNA from Colias croceus (clouded yellow), 1736 nucleotides. It is a transcript of the gene Gbs-70E, whose product is annotated as protein phosphatase 1 regulatory subunit 3C. Gene Ontology annotation, biological process: regulation of glycogen biosynthetic process. The record is from RefSeq and is a predicted model, not a curated record. Gene Ontology annotation, molecular function: glycogen binding; protein phosphatase 1 binding. The transcript has a single exon. Lineage: Eukaryota; Metazoa; Arthropoda; Insecta; Lepidoptera; Pieridae. Bases 240 to 1088 code for a protein of 282 amino acids. Gene Ontology annotation, cellular component: protein phosphatase type 1 complex.